Molecule: messenger RNA, 2406 nt
Organism: Metarhizium brunneum ARSEF 3297
Lineage: Eukaryota; Fungi; Ascomycota; Sordariomycetes; Hypocreales; Clavicipitaceae
Source: RefSeq, a predicted model, not a curated record
AUGUCCUCUCUCCCCAAUGGCGUGUUUAAUCGCUACAGCACCACGGAUGGCAAGGACAUGAAGCCGAAAACUGCUACAUCAUCGCCCCUCAACCAUGUCUCCUGCGCGGCCGAACUGCGCGCCGCACUGGCAGCGCUGCAUGCUCGGGAGUCCGACAUAACAGCCCGUCUCGACUCCCUGAUCGCUUCACAGGCUGACCUAACUCGAGACCUCGGCCGAUUGGAUCUGUUGCGAGCCGGCCUGGGGGCCCAGGUUAUCGCUGCGAGAUCCAUUAGCAAUGACAUGCUCUCAUCCGCGGCCGAGACUGCGGGGAGGCUCAGCAACAGGGUCAAGGAGCUGGACCUGGAGAAGAGCCGCGUAGAAGACACGCUGGGCGUGGUUGAGCAAGUUGCCGAGCUCAAAGCCUGUGUCAACGGCGUGGUAGGUUCCAUGGGCGCGCCGCAGGACUGGGAGGCAGCAGCUGCGUACCUGGACCGAGCAAGCAAGGUCCCGGAGGAUAUCGCCAGGGGCGCUUUCGCCUCGAGUAUAGUUCCCAGCGUGGAGGUGCCCGACCCUCCGUGGGUGACGCUGGAGACGGCAAGAGAGUCUCUUUGCGGACUCUUCCUGCGGGAGUUUGAGAAGGCGGCUGGAGACGGGGACGGCCCAAAGGUCACCCGAUUCUUCAAGCUGUUCCCAUUGAUUGGGCGAGCCGACGUUGGGCUCGAUGUGUACGGGCGAUAUGUCUGCCAAGGGGUGGCAGGGACGGCUCGCGCCACGCUGAAGGACAGUGUCGGCGCUCACGGCAGGAAGGAGGGGUUCUUCUACGCCAAUGCGUUGACGAGGCUGUUUGAGCAUAUAGCGCAGAUUGUGGAAAGCCACGGGGGUCUUGUGGAGCGGCAUUAUGGUGCUGGCAAGAUGGUUCGUGUGAUUGAGCGACUACAGAUGGAAGCGGAUGUCCAGGGUGGCAUUAUCAUGGAUACUUGGAGCGACGAGCGCGGUAUUGACAGGAUGAUUACCGAUGUGAAAAGUUAUCCCUUUUCGUUUUUGGUGCAGAGCUUUCUGCCACAGGCCCCUAGGAGUGGUACGCCGCGGGUCAAUUCCCCAGCUGUGGGAGGCGGGAAUCCUCGUUCCAGCGAGGAUGAGGGUGUCAACAUGAAAGAAGUGGAUGGGCUGUUGAAUGAGAUUGCCCUUAUGCUCGGAAGAUGGUCACUCUACACGCGGUUUCUGUCUGGUAAAUGCAUGGUUCCUUCUGAUGAAGAUGCGCUGUUGGUAUUGCCGGAACUGUUGAUCAAGUCAAACUUGUAUCGGAAGGUCUCCGCAAAGCUCACAACGCCAUAUAAUGUCAUGACGACGUUCUUUUUUCGCCGGUCUGUAGAAAAAGCAUUCCAACUGGAUGAGUAUCCAACCGGUUUGUCCUUGCGCCUAAAUAAGUCGAUCGACGGUCAUGGUCCUAUUAUUAUCACGGCCGUAGACGAUGUCAUGUACAUUGUCAAUACGGUUAUACAAAAAUCAAUGUCGACAUCACAGCGGGAUGUCAUUGCAUCCGUCAUUCCAACUAUUGGCCGAGUCUUGGGCUCUGAUUUCAUUGGCAUGGUGCAGCGCAAGAUGCGAGACGAAUCUUAUCCCAAGCCAGCCGUACACGGCGGCUUUCCCCCGGAAGACAAAAUCAUCCAGUUCAUUGUGCUCAUCAACAGCCUGGAUAUGGCAAAUGAAUACCUGAGCAGAAUCAUCGGCAGCCGAGUGGUAGCAGCUGAAGGCCAAGCAAGUGGUGUAGCGCUACACGAGUCCUUGAAGGAUUCAUUCCCUUUCGACAAGGAUAACACAUUUGCCGCCAACGCGCUACACUCUCUGGAGACCAGCUUCAUCAACAAGUCCUCUGAGCUCCUCAACGAAGGUAUCCAAGUCCUCUUCGCUCAAGUCAUCAAGCCUCGAUUACGGCCCAUCUUCAACGAUACUUUCCGGGACGUGGAUUACACUCUCAACGAGGAAGGUGUGGCGGAAGUGGCAGAGCAAAAUGACGAAAACGUGGGGGACAUUCUUGAGCAGGUUUCGAGACGAUUCGAACAUGGCUGGGAUCAGCUAAUGAAGCCGAUUGCACGCAUAAUGACGCCUGGAACAUUCAGAACGCUACUAGAUAUCACAGCUCGAUACCUGUCCAAGAUCCUGGAAAAGAGGAUAUUGAGCUAUGCCGGGAAGACGAGUCCGUUUGGCGCUGUCCGCAUAGAGAGGGACUUUGGCGGCAUCGUAAACAUUGUCUCCAAGGGGGAAUUUCGCGUCAGGGAGGCGUUUGGCAAAGUGACUCAGCUGCUCAUGGUGGCCAAUAUGGAGGACGACGAGUGGGAAGAGCUUGGUAAUGACGAGGAUGCUAUUGAAUGGGUGUUGACGGAGGAGGAGAGGAGAAGGGCGAGGGGGCUGGUGAAGGGCUAG